UGUAACUGUUAUAAAAUAUUUAUAUGUUUGAAACAGGAAAGAAAGUGUCUGAACCACACAUGAGCCGUGUUGUUUAAACUGAUAAAGUCAAACAGAAUGGAUGAACUUACAAACACUCUAGCUACUUCAUUUGGAGUAACAAGCAGUGAAAAUAACAUAUACAGCAAGCACCCAAGGUUUGAUCUGUACAAGCAGAGGACUUCAAGAGAAGCAGAUCAAAAUGUCCGACGUCAAAAUAAGUUAAAACAGCAAAAAGAACGCAGAUGUAACUUCCAAAAUCAUGCAAGAGGUCUAGCGUUGGGGGAAUUUGAAGAUGAGGAAGAGGAAGAAAGUUUGGAAAUGGACGUGGAUCAGUCAAACAAAAAAGUUAAACGGUACAAAGACCAAUUGAUGUUAUCUGAGUGGUUGGUAGAAGUGCCCGAUGACUUUGAAUCUGAGUGGCUUAUGGUCGUAUGUCCAGUAGGAAAGCGAAACUUAGUUGUUGCGUCUCGAGGCAGGACGGUCUGUUAUUCUAAAAGUGGUUUCUGUAUCGAUACUUUCGCCUCAUGUUUGCCAGGUGGAAGUUACAGUACAAACUCUGGUUAUACAGUACUUGACUGCGUGUAUGUUGAAAUCAGUAAAACCUUCGUUAUUUUAGAUGUUAUGUGCUGGAACAGUCACCCAGUAUAUGACAGUGAAACAGAUUUUCGAUUUUUCUGGCUGAACAGCAAGUUCUCAGAAACAAAUGGUCUAACUAGCACUUCAAAAAACAAUACCUACAAAUUUGAAAUUCCCAAACGCCAUGAAUGCACAAAGGAUUCUAUAUUAAAAGGCGUGAAUGAAUCUGAUAUGAAUACAGUCGACGGUUUAUUAUUUUAUCAUAAAAGAACCCAUUAUACUUUUGGUUCUACUCCGUUAGUGACUUGGCUGAAAGUUGAAAUGCUGAAAGAUAUAUUAAAUAUAACACCAUCUAUCUCUCAACAGUGAAAGUUUUUUAUAGUUAAUAACAGAAAAUGCUAUUUCUGUGCGAAAUUUAUGAUUCAGGUUAAAUCCUAGCAAACUGUCAUGUAAAUUUCGAAAGUUUAGAAAUUAAAUGCUGUUUCAAACUUUUUGGGACCACUUUCUAAUAACUACUAUUUCAUUGUUACAG
This is a messenger RNA of Ciona intestinalis (vase tunicate), 1129 nucleotides long. RefSeq names its product snurportin-1. Lineage: Eukaryota; Metazoa; Chordata; Ascidiacea; Phlebobranchia; Cionidae. Gene Ontology annotation, biological process: snRNA import into nucleus. Gene Ontology annotation, molecular function: protein binding. Gene Ontology annotation, cellular component: nucleus; cytoplasm. The record is from RefSeq and is a predicted model, not a curated record.